GUAUAACUCCCACAAAGAUUGUCGGUGACACUUUGAUUUUACAAAAUUCGUUUCGUUGAGUAACCUGUCUUUAUCAACUUAUCACUAAUUGUGUUUAAACAUAUUUAUUAUCAGAAGCAUUGGGUUAAUUUACGUUAAAAAUCAACAAAUAAUAAAUAAAAAAUAUAAAUUCUUUAGAGAAAAAAUUCUUAUCAAAAAAUUGUUUUUAUUUUAUUUCAUUAUCAACAGAAAUGCCGUUGAGAAACUGAUAGGAUAACAUUUUUGUAAUACGAUUUUAAAAUUAAACCUUAGUUAUCUUGUACAUUUAAGCCUCAUUAAUUUUGGAAAUGAAUCAAAACGGUUUUAGUACUGGUGAAGAAGAUUCACGAGGUCCUAAUGAUAAAUUUUGUUGUUUACAAGAAGAUGGUUUCAGAUGCCAACGACAAGCUGGAAAUGCUUCUUACAGUAAAAAAAUACGAAAUACUGUUAGGCAACUUAAAUUACAUUUGGAUGCAGUAGCCAGACAUAUCUAUAUUUGUGAUUAUCAUAAAAACAUGAUUCAAAGUGCUAGAUCAUUAAAACCUUCUAAUCAAGAUGAUGCACCUGAAGUUGAUUUUUCACAACUGCAAAUGAAUACUUUAAGAAGAUAUAAAAAACAUUUUAAAGUAGUAACUAAACCUAGUCUUAACAAAGCUCAAAUGGCAGAGGCUCUUCUAAAUCACUUCAAAACAAUAUCAGUGAAUGAAAAAGAAGCUCUCACAUUCUUUAUUUAUACAAUAAAGACUAAUGGUAACAAGUUGGAUCAAAAAAAUUCAAGCAACAAUUUGGAUAGCAUAUAAUUAUGUGUAUAAUGAAUAUUAAAUUAUCUGUAGUUAUUUUUCUAUAAUCUAAUAAAAAUGUACAGUAUAAUUUAUUUAUAAAGAGAUAGCUGUUUUUUUUAUAAAUCUUGACAUUUAAAAAAAUAUUUGAUGUAAUUAUAUUUUGUAUGAUAAUAAUGAUAAGUGAUAAGUUUUCCAUCUACUAAUGUAAUACCUUAUGAUUUAGUAGUCAAAACUUAUUCAAAGAAACAUUUACCUGACUUUAUUUAUUAUCCUUUUAUAAAAAUUUAAAUUCAGUAAAUUUUUUUUUUUUAAUGUAAGUUGAAAGUAUUAGUAAUUAGAGUAAAUAUAGGACAUUUUUUAAAUUUUCACAUAUUUAUAAAUAUUAAAAUAAUUCAUUCUAGCCAAUGAUAAAAGGAAAUCUUAAAAAAAAAUUGAGGUAUUACAUUAACAGAGGAAAUCUAAUGUUAUUUCUAAAACUAGUUUUAUCAUAUAAUUAAUUUAUUGAUGUGUUGUAAAAGUAUUAUGACUAAAUUAAAUCUUUUUUGAUGUUUUUUUAUGUUGGAUACUUAAUAUUUUUCCUGUAUACCACCAAAAAUAUAAUUAAAAUUAAGUAUUAUAAAAUAAAACUUUGAAAAUAAAUUAUGUCUAUGUCGAAA
Molecule: messenger RNA, 1456 nt
Organism: Daktulosphaira vitifoliae (grape phylloxera)
Lineage: Eukaryota; Metazoa; Arthropoda; Insecta; Hemiptera; Phylloxeridae
Gene: Sap30
Product: histone deacetylase complex subunit SAP30 homolog
Exons: 4
Coding region: 327-818 (163 amino acids)
Biological process (GO): regulation of DNA-templated transcription
Cellular component (GO): histone deacetylase complex
Molecular function (GO): transcription coregulator activity; protein binding
Source: RefSeq, a predicted model, not a curated record